UGUUCUGAAGGAGCAGUGGGAUUCAUAUCACCUCCACCCAUGGACAGGGGUGGCCGCCUCCGCAAAAGUUUUAACGCAUAUGUCGUGGCGCAGAAGGCGUGGUUUGAAAACCAAUAUAACCUAGACCUCACAAUUCAAGAACGUCAAGAGUUUCAUGAUGCACUGGAGCUAGCACAAAAUGAUUUCGACCAGAUUAUGGACUUGAUCAGGGAGUACGACGUUUUGGUCCUAGAUACGAUAAGCGAAGCUAGGGCGUUCGUAUCCGUGUUGCCACAAUUCUUGAACAAUCGUGGUAAUCUAAAAUGCAUCAAGGUCGCGAAGGUUGUCGUUGACAGCAAGAAGGACAUAUGCCGGGGCAUACGCCACCAGCUCGAAAGUGCCGGACUCGGGCCGCGGCAGACAAAUCUUAAUUACCGCAUCCCGUAG
This is a messenger RNA of Rhodamnia argentea, 426 nucleotides long. RefSeq lists its product as uncharacterized. The record is from RefSeq and is a predicted model, not a curated record. The coding region runs from base 40 to 426 and encodes 128 amino acids. NCBI's taxonomy places the organism in Eukaryota, Viridiplantae, Streptophyta, Magnoliopsida, Myrtales, Myrtaceae. The transcript has 2 exons.